Meloidogyne enterolobii is the source of this 336-nucleotide messenger RNA. NCBI's taxonomy places the organism in Eukaryota, Metazoa, Nematoda, Chromadorea, Rhabditida, Meloidogynidae. The record is from the annotation of a GenBank genome assembly.
AAUGUUUUUUCAAUUAAUUAUUUUUAUUUGUUUUUAUUUUUCAAUUAUUACAACAUCAGAAUUAUUAAGUAAAGAAAAUAAAAUUGCAGAAUCUAUUAUUGAUUUUGGUGCAAAAACGUGUACUUUAGCUUUUGAAUGUUGGUCUACAGAACCUGUAAUUGAAGAUGGAAGGCCUUUAUUUAUGCCAUAUAUUGCAAAAAGAUUAGAAAUUGGAGGUGGAUUGCAUAAUAAAAGUGGGAAAGGAAAAUGUAGAUGUAAAGAAGGUCGAUGUAUGUUUUACUCAUUACCAGAGAGAAUAUUUUAUGAAUGCCAAGAAAUUUAAUUAAAAAAAUAUUU